Molecule: messenger RNA, 606 nt
Organism: Nakaseomyces glabratus
Lineage: Eukaryota; Fungi; Ascomycota; Saccharomycetes; Saccharomycetales; Saccharomycetaceae
Gene: HAP5
Product: Hap5p
Biological process (GO): regulation of transcription by RNA polymerase II
Cellular component (GO): CCAAT-binding factor complex; nucleus
Molecular function (GO): RNA polymerase II cis-regulatory region sequence-specific DNA binding; protein heterodimerization activity; DNA-binding transcription activator activity, RNA polymerase II-specific
Source: RefSeq, a predicted model, not a curated record
AUGGAGAAGAUGGAAAAGACGUAUGGACAGGAGCCAGGGCAAGAACCAGGGCAAGAGCCAGGGCAAGAGCAAGAGCAGGCGCUGGAGCAGUCGCGGGAGCAGGAGCAGGGGCGCGGCGCAGGUAUGAAGGGGGAGGAGUUGGAUGUUCAGUUUGACAACGGUGCGCAUGAGGACGGGCUUGAGUUUGAAGAGGACGAGGAUGUGUUUCGCAAUGUUGGGCUAGGGCUGGAGGGCCACUACAAGGAGAUCAUGAUUGAGUACUGGCAGCAGCUGAUCAACGAGAUAGAGUCUACGAACGAGCCCGGGUCUGAGUACCAGGACGACUUCAAGUCGCACUCGCUACCGUUUGCCAGAAUACGGAGAGUCAUGAAGACCGACGAGGAAGUGAAGAUGAUUAGCGCAGAGGCACCUAUAAUAUUCGCGAAGGCGUGCGAAGUGUUUAUCACUGAGCUCACGAUGCGGGCGUGGUGCGUUGCCGAGAAGCACAAGCGGCGCACAUUGCAAAAAGCCGAUAUAGCUGAGGCCCUGCAGAUGAGCGAUAUGUUCGACUUCCUCAUCGAUAUAGUACCUCGUUCCACCAUAGGAGCGCAAAACAACUCUUCGUAA